Oncorhynchus gorbuscha (pink salmon) is the source of this 4179-nucleotide messenger RNA. RefSeq names its product galactose-3-O-sulfotransferase 3-like. Gene Ontology annotation, cellular component: membrane. Gene Ontology annotation, biological process: glycolipid biosynthetic process. Lineage: Eukaryota; Metazoa; Chordata; Actinopteri; Salmoniformes; Salmonidae. The coding region runs from base 376 to 1794 and encodes 472 amino acids. The record is from RefSeq and is a predicted model, not a curated record. The transcript is spliced from 3 exons. Gene Ontology annotation, molecular function: galactosylceramide sulfotransferase activity.
AAGCGGUCUCAAAAGACAUGACCGUCUCGUUUGUGCGCACGAGGGGUCUCAAAGCAUUGAUGACAUACAGCGGGAGAGCAGCAUCCGCCGGACAGAGGGGCAAUCAAAUGUAAAACGAACGAUUCCAUCCUGCAGCGUUUCCAUAGCAGUAGCCUCUUAUUACAGUCCUUUUGAUGUUUCUAUCACGAAUGAAUCGAUGACGAAGAAGAAUAAGAAGGGAAAGGAAGAUUGGAGGAGAUUCGCUUCUCUCAUAACGGGGUACCGGUGAAAGAGGGGCAGUAGCCUACCUAUUAGUCAAAAACGUCAAACAAGAAUAGCCGCACCAUCAUCAGUCGCGUCUGUUUGUCGUGAGAUGACAAAGUGAAGUGGCGGAUCAUGUCUCAGAAGAAGAUAUUUCUGGUCUUUGUGGCAAUCAGUACCGUCAGCCUACUGCUGCACCAUGGGGGCCAUUUCAGCUGGACGAUGGAUGCCUUUCACCUCGGCUGUCCGUCACUACGCACCCACCUGUCCUCCUCUCUCAAGCCCAAACACACCAACGUGGCCUUCCUCAAGACGCACAAGACGGCCAGCACCACCAUGCAGAAUCUGCUCUUCCGCUUCGCAGAGCGCAACAACCUGACAGUGGCGCUCCCUGUGCAGGCCUGCGGACACCAGUUCUGCUACCCGCGCACCUUCAACGCCCACCUCGUCCACCCGCACACCCUGCCACCCAACGUGGUCACCAGCCACAUGCGCUUCAACCGUGCCGAGAUGCAGCGCCUCAUGCCUAACGAUACCAUCUACGUGACCAUACUUCGAGAACCAGGGUCCAUGUUUGAAUCGUUGUUCAGCUACUAUAACCAGUACUGUCAGAGUUUUAAGAGAGUUCCCAAUGGGUCCCUGGAGGCAUUUCUGGACGAGCCGUGGCGGUACUACCGUCCGGACGAAAAGGACUCCAUGUACGCCCGUAACACGCUGACCUUUGACCUAGGUGGGGAUAAGGACCAUCCGGCGGCAGACGCAACAGCGUACGCCCGGGCCUUUGUGGCCGAGACAGAACGCGUCUUCUCCCUGGUGAUGAUCGCCGAGUACUUUGACGAGUCGCUGGUCCUCCUCCGUCACCUUCUCUCCUGGGAUCUAGAAGACGUGCUCUACGUCAAGCUGAACAUGCGAAUGUCCGGCUCCAAGCACAGCCUUUCGCCAGGCCUCCCCUUCAAGAUCCGCGCCUGGAACGCCUUGGAUGCACGUCUCUAUGAUCACUUCAACGCCUCCCUGUGGCGCCAGCUGACUGCCCUGGGCCCGGCAUGCGUGGCCAGGGAGGUGCGGUUGCUCCGCAGGGCCCAGGAGAGGCUGGUGAGGGGCUGCUUUGGAGGACGGCUUCCCCAGCUCCGCUCUGCUGCCCAGAUCAAGAACAAAGAGCUGCGGCCGUGGCAGCCCAGUGCAAAGGUGGACAUCGUGGGCUACGACCUGCCGACCAACACCAACGCCACGUGGCCCGGAAGUCUGGCCCACGAGCUGUGUCUGAAGCUCAUCAUGCCAGAGGUCCAGUACACCAGGGUCCUGCUUCGAUCGCAGUCGCUACGCUACAGACGCAGCUACCCGCUCCGCUCCCCUCAGCCCCAGCCGCAGCAGCCCGUACGGUCGGUCCUGCCACGCCACCAACAGGUGGGGAUACAGCAGAUACACCGGGAGGCCCUUCCUCCAGGACUUGGUCCCGCCUCUAGCCCCACAGCCACCUCUCGACCUGCAGGGACCCAGAGCAGGGCCACAAGGGUGGGGCUAAGGCCCUCGGGCCCCCAGAGGCAGACGCCAUAACUUAAGACUGCAGAACCAGCCUUGAAUAUAGAAAGACUGAAUACAGCCAGACUAAAUACAGGCAUGCAGGCAGACAGACAGACUGUCCUCCAGACUUCAGCCAUUUGUCCCCAGGGACUGUAUCAGGGGGUUCUGGAGGAGAUAGGGAGAGGGGGGGACACCCCCAAAUUGGGGCUGGAGAUUGGGGUAGGACCCCAUUAUUAUGGGCACGGUCAGAGCACUCUCAUUAAUUACAAACUCUGUAUGGAACAAUAAAGAACUGUUACUGUCGCUUUAUCUCUCUCACUCUCUAAUGCCACCCCCCCCCAAACCUUGAGAAGAUCAGUGAGAUGACAGUGAGAGAGGGUCAUCGCCCGGGUCUGUGUCCAACCCUCUAAGCCUUCUCCAGAGAGGAAAACCAUCCAAUCCUGGGCCUCUCACCCAAUGACUUUACCCCCUCCCACUGAGUGUUAGGCCCGAGGACAGGUCAAAUGUCAAAAGUUAGGUCAGCGGUCCUUAGACUGACCCCCCACACACACACACAAACACACUCGCAGCCCUUACACAAACUCUCUCCCUCCUGCCCACCCUGCUUUAGAACAUCUCUCUCUGCUUCUCCGACCCCAGCUCAUCUCUCUCGCCCCUCCACCAGCAACUGAACUAGACCAUGGCGGCUGCUGCUGACAAAUGGGAUGUUUUUAGAUAUGGGAAUUGUGUGUGUGUGUGAAAGCGUUUUUCCUAUGUAUUUUGUUUAUCUGGGGCGUUAUCGCAAUAAAGUUUUAUGUAAAGUCUUAUGUAAAGGUAGGGAUCUUAUAACCACAAGACACACACACACACCGGACUCAACCCGUUGUUUGUUCUGCAAGCCUGCUAAAAGACAUGAUGAGUGAGAGCUACAGUGUUUGAAUAUUUAAUUAUGUAUUCUCUUUGGAGAGACCUUCCACUUGGGUUACACAGUGAAACACACACACACACACACACACACACACACACACACACACACACACACACACACACACACACACACACACACACACACACACACACACACACACACACACACACACACACACACACACACACACACACACAGCAGUGUGGAACAUGCCAAAGCAGCUUACUUAUCCGAAGCAAAGCAUAGGGAGGAAAUAACUACGAUACUGGGAGAAAGCAGUAGAAGAAGAGAGAGUCUGGGUCCUGUUCAUUUGGACACACUGCGGAAAACAUAUUAAAACAUUUUGCAAUGGGAAUUCGAAAAAUAUGUGUUUCUUCUUCGACAACUCCAUAUACUAUUUAUUCCCUUCCUGUUUCAGUCCUUGGUCUCCCAUUUGGUGCCUAAUGAACAUGCCCCUGGUGUGGUGGCUGUCAUGUGGAGGUGUUUUGCCACUCGUUUCAUUAUGUGGUACAUUUUUUAGGCAGUUGGUUGUUCAUGUUUAACCUAAAUGGUAUGCUUCAACCUGGGUGUCCUUGAGGGUGUGUGUGUGUGUGUGUGUGUGUGUGUGUGUGUGUGUGUGUGUGUGUGUGUGUGUGUGUGUGUGUGUGUGUGUGUGUGUGUGUGUGUGUGUGUGUGUGUGUGUGUGUGUGUGUGUGUGUGUGUGUGUGUGUGUGUGUGUGUGUGUGUGUGUGUGUGUGUGUGUUUCUGAGUAUAUAUUAUUUAUUUAUUUUCUUCUUCACUGGAAAAAAAACAGUCUGUUUAUGUUUACCUUCAAUGUAUAUUUCCGAUUUUGGAACAGGACAUUGUAUUGUGGACCAAACCACUAAUGGCAAUACACACUGUGCUGUACAUGGCAUGUUCUGAUGAAUAAAAUGUCAAAUUUCUACAUAGGCCAACCACAAAAGCUACUCAGACAGCACCAAGUGUAAUCACUGAGGCAUGAAUUUUAUUGUGUUUUAAGUGCUUCAUAAUGCUCUAGAUUGCAUCCCAAAUGACAGCCUAUUCCCUACAUAGUGUAUUAUUUGUAGUGCACUAUGUAGGGAAUAGGGUGCCAUUUGGGACACAGUUCUAGUCUACUGGAAAGAGGACAGGGUAGAAAGAUAACUUUCCGAAGGGCCCUAGACCCGUGAAAUCCUCCAUGUUUGACUGCUGUUCAUUUUUAAAGUGCUCUUUGAUUGUACUUUAUUUUUCAUCCCAAAUGUCACCCUUUAAAUAGGGAAUAGGUUGCCAUUUGGGACACACGGUAUCAAAUCUAGGCUGAUUUCUUGGUUUUGAGAGACAUAACUAACACAGAAUAGAAUGGUGGUUGUGUCAUUUACAAGUCAGUGUUAGUCAGCCUUUUUAGGAAUGCUAGAAUUAAGCAAUAAGGCCCGAGGGGGUGUGGUAUAUGGUCAAUAUACUAUGGCUAAGGGCUGUUCUAAAGCAGGAUGCAACGCGGAGUGCCUGGACACAGCCCUUAGCCGUGGUAUAUC